AUGUGCCAUCUUUUUCCAGUAAUUGUUUUGGCAAUUAUCGUCAAUUCUCAUUUUGUUGCUGCUACUUCAAAAACUACUCAACAAAAUUUACUUAAAAUUGCUGCCGCCAAUGACGACUUUGGUUACCAGUUGCUGCAUCAACUUGAGUUAAAAGAACGCUCAAAUCGAGGUGCCAAUGGUGACCCUGAAAAUCUGUUCAUCUCUCCCUUCAGCAUUAGCACCGUCUUAACGAUGGUUUUAGCCGGUGCCAAUGAAGACACUUUUGAGCAGAUCAAAAGUACACUUGGAUUCAAUACCGACAUGACUGAGAGUCAGCUGUACACUUCUUUCAGAGUUCUCCUCCGCCAGCUAAACAAUUUUUCCAGCAAUGCGAAUAACACCCUAGAGCUGGCUAAUGCAAUUGCACUGCAGAGCGAGUACUCCCUUCUGCCCAGCUAUUUGCGCAUCGUAAAGAACCGCUUGAAAGCUAAAAUUUUUACAGUCAACUUUCAAAAGGAAGGCAAGGGCAAAAUUGAUACAAUUUUAAAGGAAAAUCCAACCGACGACACCCGAAUGGUACUUCUCAAUGCACUGUACUUUAAAGGCACUUGGGAACAUUCUUUUAGCAAAAAAUUUACAAAGGAUAGGAAGUUCAUUUAUGGCAAAGAUAAAGAAGUCAAAGUUCCGAUGAUGUGGCAAUCCUUUGAAAAAAUCAAGUACGCUAGCCUUAAUGAAG
Messenger RNA from Rhagoletis zephyria (snowberry fruit fly), 715 nucleotides. RefSeq names its product corticosteroid-binding globulin-like. The record is from RefSeq and is a predicted model, not a curated record. Gene Ontology annotation, molecular function: serine-type endopeptidase inhibitor activity. NCBI's taxonomy places the organism in Eukaryota, Metazoa, Arthropoda, Insecta, Diptera, Tephritidae.